This is a messenger RNA of Sipha flava (yellow sugarcane aphid), 1182 nucleotides long. RefSeq names its product craniofacial development protein 2-like. NCBI's taxonomy places the organism in Eukaryota, Metazoa, Arthropoda, Insecta, Hemiptera, Aphididae. Bases 1 to 1182 code for a protein of 393 amino acids. The transcript has 2 exons. The record is from RefSeq and is a predicted model, not a curated record.
AUGGAGUUUAAGAUAGCGACCGGGAAUGUAAUGAGCCUUUUUAGAACUGGAGCGUGUAAAAACCUAAUGGAAGUAUUGGACGUAUAUAAAAUUAAAGUAGCAGGUAUUCAAGAAGUAAGGUGGGCUGGAAAAGGACAAUUAAAAGUAGGAAAAAAUAUUAUAUACUUCUCAGGAAUGGAAGAAAGACACCAAUUUGGGUGCGGAUUUGCCGUACACGAAACCAAAGAACUGCACAUAAAGGAAUUCAACCCUAUAUCAGAGAGAUUAGCAGUACUAAGAAUUGACACUAAACCUAUAAAUAUUGCCUUAAUAUGCACAUAUGCACCAACGAAAGCAGCUGACGAGGAUAUAAAGGACACCAUCUAUGAGGAUCUGAUCCAAGCAUAUGACAAAUUGCCAGGGAAUGCAAUUAAGAUAGUAUUGGGCGACUUCAACGCUAAAUGUGGAAGAGAAAUUCAGUUUUCCCAUACGUUAGGGAAAGAAAGUCUUCAUGAUAUAAGCAAUGGGAAUGGGCUUAGGCUAAUAUCAUUCGCAACAGGUAAAGAUAUGAUGAUAAGUAGCACAAUGUUCCCACAUAAGAAAAUUUAUAAAGGUACAUGGAAGUCACCAGAUGGCAUUACAAUUAACCAGAUAGAUCACGUUCUCAUCCAAAAAAGGUUCCGCUCUUGCAUUAGAGACAAUAUUGAAGAAGAGGAUAUAGAAGAGGAAUGGUGCAAAAUAAGUAAAGCUAUUAAAAAAGUUGCAGAACAAAUUAUUGGUAGACUAAAAAAUGGGAAGAAAAAAUGGUAUAACGAGAAAUGCAGGGAAGCGAUAGAGAAACGACGUAUGGCUCAGGAUAACUACGUAAAAUAUAAUGACGCAAACACGAAAAUAAUAUAUGAAAUAGAGAGAAAAAAUUGCAAGAGAAUUAUACAAAGAGAAAAAAGAAACUUCUUAAACAGUAUACUACAGGAAGCUGAAAAAGAUCGUUCGCAAAGUAGUAUAAGGAACUUUUUCAGAACCAUCAGGCAUUAUAAUUCGUUCAACCCAAGCUUGAAAGCUAUUAAAAAUCGUGAUAGAGAAAUAAUUAUGAAACCAGAGCUAAAAGCUAUAAGGUGGGAAGAAUACUUUAACACAUUGAUGGACAGUACUGCUAUAGCAGUAAUUCUUAAAUUUGAUGUACGUAUAUCACUACUGCUAUAG